AUGCUUACCCGUAACAGUAUUCAAAUUGGUAGUAACUGGUACACGGGAUGGGAUGGUACUCCACUCCAACUCCUGCUCGUCCUGUUCGCCGAACUCCCAAAGACUCUGGGUUCAUCUCCAACCCAUCCUCUUCUCAGAUUACUUGCUCCUCGCUCACUGUUGCUGCUGGGAGCACCAUUCAAGUUCAUUGGAACACUUGGCCUGAUUAACACAAUUGGGUAUCUCGUGGCCAAUAACUUUACAGCUUCCGUUACCAUCCCUAGCAAGCUAGCUGCCGGAGAGUAUCUCCUUCGCCAUGAGCUUCUGGCCCUGCAUGGCGCAACGUCAGUUGGAGGCGCGCAGUUCUAUCCCGUUUACAUUCAACUCAUUGUUACCCGUGGAGGCUCAGCGUCACCGAGCGAUCUAGCUUUUCCUGGUGCGUACUCUGCGACAGACCCAGGUAUCUACUUCAAUCCGUUCCAAGGUGAUGCCGCCAAUCAGAAAUACGUCGGGCCAGGUGGUCCGGUGCACCAGUUCUGA
This is a messenger RNA of Serendipita indica DSM 11827, 519 nucleotides long. The record is from the annotation of a GenBank genome assembly. NCBI's taxonomy places the organism in Eukaryota, Fungi, Basidiomycota, Agaricomycetes, Sebacinales, Serendipitaceae.